AAAAUAUAUUGUUACAUGAGUAGCUUGUGUGAGAGUACACCGUGCAUAACAGCAUCUCCAAAGUUAUAAAAAACAACUAUCAAUAGGCUACACAAUCUUCACAAGUCGUAUACAAGCAGGUAAACUAAAUCAGGGAGAUAAAAUAUAGGUUAGCUAAUGUUUUAAAUGUGAUGUAGCCUACUUUAUAGGUUUAGGGAUCGGUUUCGUUUACAUGCUUUUCAAUUCUGCUUGGUCGUAAUUGAUCGUUUUGGGGGUUUCACGGUGCGCAACGCAGCUGCAGUUCAUAUUCAAACACGCUCUCCUUUCGGUCACAACCUCACUGGAGGAGUUAAAUGACAGGCAAGUUUACCGUAGGUCAACUAUAUUAAAAAACAUACAUUGAAGAAACUUAACUUCAACGAUGAAGGGAUUUUUGUUACUUUGCACACUCGCCUUUGUCUCAGGGUUGUUGCCUGAGGGCAGCACAGUGUCCGUACCGUCUGGAAGCCUUUCCCCCGCCUUUGGAUUUGAUACCAAACCUACCCCCUCCAACACAACCACCCCCAAACCAACAACCCCCUCCACUACCCCCUCCAACACAACCACCCCCAAACCAACAACCCCCUCUACUACCCCCUCCAACACAACCACCCUCAAACCAACAACCCCCUCUACUACCCCCUCCAACACAACCACCCUCAAACCAACAACCAAACCAACAACUACCCCCAAACCAACAACCCCCUCUACUACCCCCUCCAACACAACCACCCCCAAACCAACAACACCUUCUACUACCCCCUCCAACACAACCACCCCCAAACCAACAACCCCCUCUACUACUACCCUCAAAACAACAACCCUCCCUCCCACAACAGAACCUAAGCCCACCAAGCAUGCCAACCUGACCGUGGGCAGCUACACCGUGCCAGAGGGGAAAGGUUUGUGUCUGCGGGCACAGAUGGCACUGGAAUUACGACUGGUAACUGACAAGGCAAAUGGGACAUUCAUUGUUCAACCGAGCAUGACAAAAGCUACCGGACAAUGUGAAACUUCUACAGCCGAACUGACCCUCACUUUCACCGAAGGAUUCAUCACCUUAUUGUUCAACAAGAGCGCGGCUGACAAAAUGGUCUAUGUUGAUGCUAUUUCUUUUAAACUGUCCUACCCCUUCACAUCUGGAGGUAACCAAGAGUUCCAACAACAGAACAAAUCCCUACACCUCUUUGCCGCGGCAACAGGCUAUUCAUACUCCUGCAAGAGUGAUUCCCUGUACAUGGGGAAUGGACUGUACCUGGACGUUACUCAGGACCAAAUGCAGGCCUUCAACCUCGUCAACAACCAGGACUUUGGCAAGCCUCAGCCCUGCCCUGCCGACAAACCCGACUAUCGCGUAGCCAUCGCCGUGGGCGUGGUCCUGCUGGUGCUCAUUGUCAUCGUGUUGAUCGCCUACCUGCUGGGCCGGAGGAAGAGGACAAGUGGCUACCAGUCACUCUGAAGAGGUCACAGAGGUUUAUCCUUGGGGGUUAAAGGGCGUUUCCGUUCCCCAUCAAUUUCCAGCUUGUUUGCCACCAUCUGACUCAAGUUGUUGCUAUUUGCACUGUACUAACCCCAUCCUGUGUCUUACAUAUCCACUAACCAGAAGUAGGGCUCCAGGGAACUUCUCGUGUUGGUGAUGAGUUUAUUUGUUGAUUCAGCGCCAAGGCUUGGCUUGCUUUAUCAUCAUUUGAUUGGGUUGAAAUGAAACUGACAGCAUAGAUGUCAACUACAUUCUUGUAUUACUUCUAGAUCAGAUGCACAACGUUCUGAAAGAUCAGCAACAUUAAGGGAAGCAUCGACAAUGGCCAUGCCACCUCAGUCACAGUCUCUCCGCUAAGUGAUUUGUGUUACUAACCUUUCCUAUCAGUCAUGUCUGCUUACUUGUGUUUCUAAUAUCCAUACGGAUGCCCUUUCCCCCUAUGAGGACUGUGGUCACUGGUCUCUCUUUAAACAAUUCAUACAGGGUUGGAGCUUAAACGUGCUGUGAACUCUUGAGAACUGAGAAGUCGUUGAUAUGAGAUUGGGGACAUUUUAUUAAUAGGUAAUUGUGAUUUAUAGAUUCAUGUUUAACUAUAUCAACCCAGGAAAUCAAAGGGAUUUUUUAAAUACUAUUAAUGCUUAAAUGGUUUUGACAGCAAUGUGUUUAGUCUUGAAAAUAAGUUGCAUUAAUAAGGGAAUAGGCCUGGCUUGGAAUGUGACUGGUCAAACCUGCAGAAUAUAUUUUUGUGAUUAUGGUGGUGUUAUGAUUCUCGUAUUUCUGUCACUUCGAAGGUGAAGCUACAGUAUGUUUACAAACACUGUUUUAUGCAGCAUUUGGAUCGUUAAGGUUGACAUAAAAUCUAAAUAAACAUACAUGAAGUCUGAUUAUUUCUGAA
This is a messenger RNA of Hypomesus transpacificus, 2393 nucleotides long. RefSeq names its product macrosialin-like. The record is from RefSeq and is a predicted model, not a curated record. Gene Ontology annotation, cellular component: membrane. The transcript has 6 exons. Bases 401 to 1477 code for a protein of 358 amino acids. NCBI's taxonomy places the organism in Eukaryota, Metazoa, Chordata, Actinopteri, Osmeriformes, Osmeridae.